CUUAGACCGAGCUGGAAGUAGGAAGCCAAGGAAACAGGGGCUGCUCCAGCUAGCUGCUCGCAGACACUAUCACCCGGCAGCUGGGCGCAAUGAGGGCUGUAAUCCAAAGGGUCACAAAGGCCAGUGUCGCAGUGGGCGAUGAACAGCUCAGCUCCAUUGGACGAGGGAUCUGCGUUUUGCUGGGUAUUUCCGUGGAGGAUACGCAAAGAGAUGUAGAUUAUAUGAUCAGAAAAAUUCUCAACCUCCGAAUAUUUGAGGAUGAGAGUGGCAAGCCAUGGAGUAAAAGUGUUAUGGAUAAACAGUAUGAGGUUCUCUGUGUCAGCCAGUUCACAUUACAGUGCAUCCUGAAGGGCAACAAGCCAGAUUAUCACAUGGCUAUGCCUUCUGAGCAAGCUGAGCCUUUCUAUAACGACUUCUUGCAGCAGAUGAGGAAAGCCUAUAAACCAGAAUUUAUCAAAGAUGGCAGGUUUGGUGCAUACAUGCAAGUCAGUAUACAGAAUGAUGGGCCUGUGACAAUAGAACUAGAGCCUCCUGCUGCCGCUACCGACCCAAAAUAUCUUACAAAGCUUGAAAAACAGCAGCAAAGGAAAGAAAAGACAAGAACAAAGGUGCCCUCAGAAUCGGGCCGGGAGAAGAGUGUUCCACGCAGCAAAGAAGAUCCCAGCGCAAGUAGUGGAGCAGAUGGGGAUGUGUCAUCCGAAAGAGAACCAUAGAAUUUCAGGACAAAACAAGACCAUGGAGGAAAGAGACAUUGUAUGUGUCCAUUUGGGAAGCCGGCCAUCUGUAUGCUUUAAUCUGUGUAAUAAAAUGUUUGUUUUAUUUUGAGUGCUUUUAUGUAUGUUUUAUUUAAACCUGCUUAAUCGCUUCUAUGCUUUCUUUGAUGUUCACAAAGCUUUUGGGAAAGGAGUUUGCCACGUAUUUGGCACAUAUUUGUUUGGAAGAACACUUUAUGAAUGAAAUAUUAGGGAAGUCCACCUUUUGAGUUAAUACUACAAUCUAUAUUCAGGUAGUAUAUCAGGUUUAUAACAGUAUUUUUAGUAGUAAAAAUGUACAUGUGCCAAUAUAUUUAAAAUCCGAGAUAUGUACAUGAUAAAUAUGUUGGGGAUACACAUGUAUACUUAAGACAAUAUAUGAGAGAUAUGGCAUUUGGUACGAAAUGUAUGUAUAAAAGUUGGAUCUAUAGUGAGUUGGAAAUGGAACAUGGUUAGAGGUGUCAGUGUUCCACAAAUAAAUGUCAUUUUGAAACCACACGCUGAACAUUUCCAAGUGUAUAAAAAUAAAGCUUGUUUAACUUGCAGAUAACAAGAACACAGUGGUUAUGCCUCAUUAAAACCUUGGGAGCAGAA
Molecule: messenger RNA, 1346 nt
Organism: Spea bombifrons (plains spadefoot toad)
Lineage: Eukaryota; Metazoa; Chordata; Amphibia; Anura; Pelobatidae
Gene: DTD1
Product: D-aminoacyl-tRNA deacylase 1
Exons: 6
Coding region: 90-713 (207 amino acids)
Biological process (GO): tRNA metabolic process
Cellular component (GO): cytoplasm
Molecular function (GO): D-tyrosyl-tRNA(Tyr) deacylase activity
Source: RefSeq, a predicted model, not a curated record